AUGUUGCUGACGAUGAAUCUUGCUGAAAAAUUGACGAAUAUAAAUUUACCGUCGUAUUUGUUACCUCAUUUGGAGAGCUUGGACCUGAGUAGAAAUCAUAUUAUCUCCCUCGAGAGUCUAAAUGCUCUUCCGAAAUUGAAAACUUUACGUAUGAGUUACAAUCGUUUGGAGACCCUACAUCUGGAUAAAUCGAACGAUACCUAUGGCUUUUUAAAUUUGUCCACUUUAUACUUAGAUCAUAAUCGUAUCAGCUCAAUAACGUUGGCCGACGACAGCCACGUAUUCCCAAUGUUGAAAUAUCUCUUUUUGCAUCACAAUAAAUUGGCGAACGUACGCGACUUACGAAGGAAUUCCAGCUUGGAAAUUUUAAUAAUAGAUCACAAUAAAAUAGAGACGAUGGACGUCGAUUCUUUCCACGAGGAUAAUAACAUUGCCUGCUUGUCGAUCGAGAGCAACAAAAUCCAAGAUUUGCGCUUCGUCCAAAAACUCUCGUCUUUGAAAAAGCUUCACAUAGCUGACAAUCUUAUAGCGAAGGAAAACGAGCUUGACUAUUUAACGUCGUUGAAAAACUUGGAGGAAUUGACUCUCAUGGGCAAUCCACUGUCGGAAACGAUGAAUUAUUAUAAAUUCGCUUUACACAGUUUGUCCAGAAUAAAAAGUAUCGAUGGAUAUAGUCUGUUGAAUAAGACUUGCGGCUGCAAUGAUCCUUUCGCCUAUGGAUGCCUGGAAACGCAAUCAGAAAACUGA
Vespa crabro (European hornet) is the source of this 747-nucleotide messenger RNA. RefSeq names its product leucine-rich repeat-containing protein 9-like. NCBI's taxonomy places the organism in Eukaryota, Metazoa, Arthropoda, Insecta, Hymenoptera, Vespidae. Gene Ontology annotation, cellular component: cytoplasm. Gene Ontology annotation, molecular function: protein binding. The coding region runs from base 1 to 747 and encodes 248 amino acids. The transcript has 4 exons. The record is from RefSeq and is a predicted model, not a curated record.